AUGGCGCAUCGAGUUAUUUUUAUGAUCAGUCGUUUUUCAGAUUUCUACAUCCAAAUCUCCUCCGAGAGCCAAGUUUACAUAGUGCAGCCGGGUUCGAGUCUCAACCUGGAAUGUCAGUUCCAUGCCGACCAUUUCGAUUUGUUUAAUCGACCGAUCAUUUGGACUAAAGACCAAGAUACCGAAACCGGCUUUCCGAUAAAUGUCUUGAGUAACAUCAACAUACCGUUUAAAGAUACCGGUCGAUUUGAGGUAGAGUGCAGACCAAUGCUGCUUAGGUCACGAUUCAAUGUCGAACUUAUCAUUAAAAAUGUAACAUUGGAAGACAUUGGAAAUUAUACGUGUCAGAUAAGCGGUGGAAAUCAUGCCCCGACAUACAGCCCAUACUCGACCACAAAAGCGAACGUGGUGAAGUUUGUGGAGGGUCAGCCACACGGGGUGAGGUGCGUCGUUAAAGGGGGUAUGCCCUUACCCACUGUCACCAUUCACCUUGGUAACCUCGAUAUAACCAACCAGUUUCAGCCUAUUAAAUCAGGUGAGAAGGGCAUGCGCAGACUUCAGAAUAGGGUGGAGCUAACUAAUUAUAACUUCAAGGCCGACCAAUCAGACGACGAGAAGCAGCUCCGAUGCUCCGCCUCCAUUCAGGAGCUGAAACUUCAAAUUCAACAUAAAAUACCGGACUAG
Helobdella robusta is the source of this 681-nucleotide messenger RNA. RefSeq lists its product as hypothetical. Gene Ontology annotation, biological process: cell-cell adhesion. Gene Ontology annotation, cellular component: cell-cell junction. The transcript has 6 exons. The coding region runs from base 1 to 681 and encodes 226 amino acids. Lineage: Eukaryota; Metazoa; Annelida; Clitellata; Rhynchobdellida; Glossiphoniidae. Gene Ontology annotation, molecular function: cell adhesion molecule binding. The record is from RefSeq and is a predicted model, not a curated record.